AGAAUUCACCGAAAACCAUUGACUAGCCGCACAUGCGUAGAACGCUUCUCCACCAGGGAUUACAAGUUCUCGCGAUAGAUCCAUGUUUUAUUCCUACGUAAUGUGCCGUGCUGCUUAUGGCGGCGCUGGUGAUUGUGCUGUGAGCUGUUGGGUAUGAAGUGUAACAGAACAGAAACUACCACCUGAAACUGCUGCUUCAAGUUCAGAUCAGUCAAGGAAUACCUGCCACAACAGUAACUAACAAGACCAAAGAAGAGAAACUGCGCUGAAGACACAACACUUGAUCUGAAACAAGAAGUUUGUGCCUACUCAACAGCUUCACAAAAGCACUUCCCAACGCUGCUAUUAGUCUUUGUUUUAUCUUUUACACUGCACUUUGCAACUGCUGAGUGCAGCGUAAGUCGUCCCUCUUAGCUUGAUAGAUCGUUUUCUCUUGCUCUCUCUAUUAUUACUAGCAACUAACAACCUUGAAGGCUAUACUCACCGAGAAUUGGAAAAUACUACUGAACGUGCAAUAUCUGAAUAUCUCGGAAAGCAUUGUAAAAUUAAGUUGAAACAGGAAUAGGAAUAUGGCAAGCACCUGGAAAGAAUUUGUUGAAUUUUCCAUGCCGUCUUCUCCCCCUACUGCAUACGUUAGUGCCAACCUGGGCAAUGCAUCUUCAGUCGGACUGACUUUAUCACCUUAUGGCCGAUCAAUGAGCUUUGACCCAAACCUUCUCCAUAACAAUGGACACAAUGGGUACCCCAAUGAUACUGCAGCACUGCGUGAAACAGGUGUCAUCGAAAAACUGCUGACAUCCUAUGGAUUUAUUCAGUGUUCAGAGCGCCAGGCUAGACUUUUCUUCCACUGCUCACAGUACAAUGGAAACUUACAGGAGCUUAAAGUAGGAGAUGAUGUAGAAUUUGAAGUUUCAGCAGACAGGCGCACUGGUAAACCAAUUGCUGUGAAACUUGUAAAAAUAAAAACUGAAAUAUUGCCAGAAGAGAGAAUUAAUGGCCAGGUUGUGUGUGCUGUGCCUCAUAAUUUAGAAACCAAGUCUCCAGCUGCUCCAGGCCAGAGUCCAUCUGGAAGUGUAUGUUAUGAACGAAAUGGGGAGGUGUUUUAUUUGACAUACACACCAGAAGACGUUGAAGGGAGUAUCCAUCUAGAAACUGGAGAUAAAAUAAGCUUUAUUAUUGAAACCAACAAACAUACUGGUGCAGUUAGCGCACGAAAUAUAAUGAUUUUGAUGAAAAGAAAGCAAAUGCGCUGCCAGGGAGUUGUUUGUGCCAUGAAGGAAGCAUUUGGUUUCAUUGAAAGAGGAGAUGUUGUCAAAGAGAUAUUCUUUCACUAUAGUGAAUUUAAAGGAGAUCUUGAAGCCUUGCAACCUGGAGAUGAUGUGGAAUUUACAAUCAAGGAUCGAAAUGGUAAAGAAGUGGCAACAGACGUUCGACUUUUGCUCCAAGGAACUGUUAUUUUUGAAGAUAUUAGUAUUGAACACUUCGAAGGAACUGUUACCAAAGUUAUCCCUAAAGUACCCAACAAAAAUCAGAAUGACCCUUUACCAGGGCGUAUAAAAGUGGAUUUUGUGAUUCCUAAAGAGCUGCCAUUUGGUGACAAAGAUACAAAAUCUAAGGUCACCCUUCUGGAAGGUGAUCGUGUUCGUUUCAACAUAUCCACAGAUCGAAGAGACAAAUUGGAACGUGCUACUAAUAUUGAAUUUCUCCCUGAUACCUUUGAGUAUACCAAUGAGUCUAGAGAAAUGGGUGUCAUUGCAGCAAUGAGGGAUGGGUUUGGUUUUAUAAAAUGUGUUGAUCGGGAUGCCAGAAUGUUCUUUCACUUCAGUGAAGUCCUGGAUGGAAACCAGCUCCACAUUUCUGAUGAAGUUGAGUUUACUGUUGUCCCUGACAUGUUAUCUGCACAGAGAAAUCAUGCCAUAAGGAUCAAAAAACUCCCAAAAGGGACGGUCUCGUUUCAUACACAGUCAGAGCAUCACUUUAUUGGUAUUGUUGAAAAAGAAGCUACAGCAGUCAACACUAAAUCAUCCAGCCCCAACAAGGGAAAGGAAAAGAAAAAGGAGAAGGAGGGUGAAGAAGGAAUCAUUUCUUAUGAAGACUGUGGCAUCAGGCUAACUGUAUCAUACCAUCUGAAAGAUAUUGAAGGAUCCUGUGCACCCCAAGUUGGCGAUAAGGUUGAAUUCAGCAUUUGUGAAGCCAAAAGGUCUGGUCAGCAGAGUGCUGUAUCCAUGAAAGUUCUUGGACGCAACUCGAAUGGCAAAAGAUUUUAUGGCUAUGUGGCUACCCUUAAAGAUAACUUUGGAUUCAUUGAAACUUCAAACCAUGAUAAAGAAAUUUUCUUUCAUUACAGUGAGUAUUCAGGAGAUGUGGAUAAACUGGAUUUGGGGGAUAUGGUGGAGUACAGUUUGUCAAAAGGAAAGGGAAACAAAGUCAGUGCUGAGAGAGUUACCAAGGCUCAUCAAGUCAAUGGAUCAAAUGAUGAGGUGGACCCAACAAUUUAUUGGGGUAAAGUAGUCAGACCUCUAAGGAGCGUAGAUCCUACACAAACUGAAUACCAGGGCAUGAUUGAACUUUUAGAAGAGGUUGAAUAUAAGCAGAAAAUCACAGAAGAAAUUCCUGAACAAGCUGAGGAAAUUGAAGAGGAUGAAGAGGAUGAAGAGGAUGACAGCACAGAUGCAAAAAAACAUGAAAACAUGAAAGGACACUUGAUCCCCUUUGGCAUUGUAGGAAUGGAGAACAAAGCUGAUUGUCUACUGAAGGGAGAAACUGUGAAAUUUCAGCUCUGUGUUUUGAGCCAAAAUGGCCAGACUAUGGCCUGUAAUAUUGAGCCCCUCCGCAGAGGUACCGUGGAGUGUGUGAAAGAUCAGUUUGGUUUCAUUAACUACGAAGUUGGUGACAGUAAGAAACUUUUCUUCCACGUGAAGGAGGUCCAAGAUGGUGUUGAACUCCAAGCUGGGGAUGAAGUAGAGUUCUCUGUAAUUCUGAAUCAGCGGACAGGAAAAUGCAGUGGUUGCAAUGUUACACUUAUAAGCAAAGGCCCUGAAAUGGUGGCAGCGCCUCGCCCUGACAGAUUAGUAAACCGAUUAAAGAGCAUAACACUGGAUGAUACCAGCGCCCCACGUCUCAUAGUUUUACGUCAGCCUAAAGGUCCAGAUAACACAAAGGGAUUUGGUGCAGAGAGAAAGAUCCGUCAAGCUGGGGUUGUCGACUGAUUUCCAUCUUCAGAAGCACAUUACCUAUUUAAGUAUGAUCAAAGUCAUUGGGUUUGUGAGGAGAAACAACAUCCUUCUUCAUAGCCCAGAAAUUCCAAGAAUCUUAUUUAGCAUAAGGACUGCAAUCUUUUAAACAUCUACCAUCUUACUUUCAAGCCAGGAAACCCUUUUUAAAUUAUGCCCAUUUGCAACUGAAGAGUAAGCCUUCUAGUAAAUAAUUUUUUUUUUUUUUCUUUUUUUAAAGCUUUCUUUCAAAUGAUGCAUCUUAACGCAACAAUUGUUUUUUGUUUUUUUUCCCUUUUUCGUGACCGAAUUGAUGGUAAUGUGAUUUAACGUACAUAUUUCUGCACUUUCAUACUGUUUAGCAUAUAUUCUACCUCCAUUUUUUUUUUUUUACUUUGCCGUAGACAUAAAGUAGCAAUUCCUUUUUAUUUAGCAUUGGUCUGUGCUUUAUUUUUCUAUCAAAGGACCACAUAGACAUGGUGGAAUAUAUCCUAUGCAGUCUCCCCUAAGCAAUGAUAAAAUGAAGCAUUUUCUUAUUCCAACGACAGCCAAACAUUCACUUUUUCAGAGGGGAUAUAUUACCUCUGCAUUCAUGAGCAUACACAAUUUGUUUUUGAAUGCUUUUCUUCAAAAUUUAUUUAGUUUUUUUUUUUUUGUGUUAAGUGACUUUGGAAGUGCAGAGUACAACAAGCCUGACAUGUGCCAUGUGUGUUAAAUUUAAUUAUACAAAAAUGCACGGUUUUUGUUUUUCUGUUUUUUUUUUUUUUCGUUCUUGCUGCUUUGACACUGCAGCUUUUGAAACAUUAAUGUAUUUAAAAGGAAGAAAAUGUGCCUGAAACAUUUGUUUUGUUUUUUUUUUGUUUUGUUUACAGCAACGAUUUAUCAUAAGAUUCAGUCUUUUGAUAGCUAUAUUGGUCAGUUGCCUCAAGAUAAACUUAGAAAGCUGGUACCUUUUUUUUUUUUUUUUUUUUUUCUUUUUAAACUAUCAUCCCCCCAAGCCUUAUUUUAUUUGCACCAGUCCAGUUACCCACUCAUUUAUAUUUUAAACCAGAAAGAUCAAGCCACUUUCUACGGAAAGUAUUUUUUGUUUUUUUUCUUCUUCUGUUGGAGACUCACAUUUCCUUUAUAAAAAUGUUACUUGGCUCCAGUUUUUCUGUUUAAUGGCAAAAAAAAUUGAAAAAUAGAAUAAAGUUUUACCAAUUAAUUUUGA
This is a messenger RNA of Xenopus laevis (African clawed frog), 4422 nucleotides long. It is a transcript of the gene csde1.S, whose product is annotated as cold shock domain containing E1 S homeolog. The transcript has 23 exons. Gene Ontology annotation, molecular function: nucleic acid binding; RISC complex binding. The record is from RefSeq and is a predicted model, not a curated record. The coding region runs from base 570 to 3209 and encodes 879 amino acids. Gene Ontology annotation, cellular component: P-body; cytoplasmic stress granule. NCBI's taxonomy places the organism in Eukaryota, Metazoa, Chordata, Amphibia, Anura, Pipidae.